Impatiens glandulifera is the source of this 675-nucleotide messenger RNA. RefSeq names its product two-component response regulator ARR10-like. The record is from RefSeq and is a predicted model, not a curated record. NCBI's taxonomy places the organism in Eukaryota, Viridiplantae, Streptophyta, Magnoliopsida, Ericales, Balsaminaceae. The coding region runs from base 1 to 675 and encodes 224 amino acids. Gene Ontology annotation, biological process: phosphorelay signal transduction system; cytokinin-activated signaling pathway. The transcript is spliced from 5 exons. Gene Ontology annotation, molecular function: DNA binding.
AUGUCAACAAUCACUAACGAUAUCAAGUUUCCCGAAGGUUUAAGAGUUCUCGCCGUAGAUGACAAUGUUGAUUGUUUGAAACUACUUUGUACGGAUCUUCAUACAUGCAAAUAUAAAGUUACUGCAACAAUGGAAGCAACUAAAGCUAUUGAACUAUUGAGGAAGAAUAAAGAUGAAUUUGACAUUCUCAUUACUCAAACCAAACAUAUGGUUGAUUUUGAGUUCUUGAAGAUCAUAACACUUGAAAUUGGCAUUCCGGUCAUAGUUAUAUCUGAAAACGACAACAAAUAUAUGGUAUUAAAAGGUGUGAUAAAUGGAGCUCGAGACUACCUUGUAAAGCCUGUUCGUAUAGAGGUUCUUAGAAACAUUUGGCAACAUGUUCUCAGGAAGAAAUUGGUCGAUCCUCCUAGAUCGACGACUUUCAUGAAUCCUAAAACUCCCAUGAUAAGAGAAAGGGAAAACAAAAUUGAAGAAAAAGAGUGUGCUCCAAAGAAACCUAGGGUCUCCUGGUCGAAACCUUUACAAGACAAAUUUUCUGAUGUUGUUGAUAAACUCGGUUCAAAAGCGGUUCCGAAUAAAAUAUUGGAAAUGAUGAAUGAACCUCAACUUAAUCGCGGCCACAUUGCUAGUCAUUUACAGAUUCAACAUGACAAACGUUCAUUCCGUUCCAAAUAA